GCCUAGAAGGCUCGGAAUUACAGUCCCCGAUAUAGAGAGCCGCCCUGAUUUUAUAAACUGGUCCGGAUGUCAUGCUGGCCUCCCUUGUGCGGCCCAAUUUUCUUCAUGUAAUCUGUUGCAGAUUUUAUGCUAUAUGUCCGAUUCGUCGUCGUCCACCCGUCUACUCGCCCCUGCUCCAGGUCAACCACAGAAGCCCAAUGCGUCCGCCGACGAUGUGGUACCCGGUCGAAAGCACAAGACCACGGCCUGCCGGGCAUGCAAGCUGAAAAAGCUCAAGUGCCGGGGUGAUCCGCCCUGCGAGCAUUGCGUCUCAAACCGGAUCGAAUGCGUCGUGGAUGAGAUGGCCGACAUGCGUCGCAAAUUUGCCAUGAAGCGGAAACUGGAUCGCUUGGAGCAAGCCGAAGACAUCCUGACGCAAUUGAUCAAGGCACUGUGCGCCAGCGAGACCAAGCGCCUGGCCCAGCUGCUGAACCUCAUCCGGAGUAACGCCUCGUUGGAAGACCUGCAGAUCUUCCUGCAGCAUCAAUUUUCGCGGCCUGAGAUUGAACGGUCGCCGGAGUUGCGCGAGGUCCAACUCAAGAUCCAGCGAUCGUCCUCCGAGUCUUCCUCGGAGGAGUUCACUACCGGCCGGUCGCAGCGACCCCCGAGACGCAUGCUGGAGUUGAGACGGCUGGUCGACAUCCCGGUGCACCGGGUACCCGCCAAACCGUGGACAACGGCCACGGACGACGACGACCUGGUGUCGCAUCUGGUUUCCCUGUGGUUGACCUGGACCUUUCCGUUCUUUCACUGGUUGGACGCGGACGUGUUUGUCCGGGCCAUGCAGUCGGGCGACGUAAACAGCCCUUUCUGCUCGCCCUUUUUGGUGAAUUCCAUUUUGGCCGAGGCUAGCUAUUAUUCGGACUAUGCAGAUGUGUUUACGGUGCCGGGCGAUAUGCUAUCCCGCGGGGACCAGUUCUUUGAGGAGGCACGCCGGCUGCUGGAUGUCGGCGACAAUCCCCCUCCCUCCCUCGCGACCAUUCAAGGUCUCUUGAUCUUUUUUGUCCGCAUGGUUAUUAUGGGUAAGGAUCGCAUGGGCUGGAUGUAUUUGGAUCUGGCCACGCGUUCUGCGGAGGAAUACGCCGCCGCGCAUCCACCCCGGCCCCCACAGUCGGAGGAGGAGAGAGUAACUCAGAACGUGGCCAACCGAACACUGUGGGGCAUAUUUAGUUUUGGCUCUACCGCCGCCGUGUCGUUGAUGAAACACAUCGAUGUCAAACCGCCAAGCUGUCCCCGUGUGUCCAUAUUGCAUGGGGAUCCUUGUGACGUGUGGGUGCCGUAUCCGAGGUCUGUGGACCCGGUGACUGGACAUCAUAACUGCGUGUUCGACCGCUGGUGCGAUAUCUGCUGCAUCACUAUCCAGAUCAGCCGAGCUUUCCACGACAGUUCCGACCGGCCACCGCAGGCAGACCUCGUGGCGACUGUCGAGGAUGUGUAUCGGCAGCUGCAGGGAUGGCAUGCUAACUUGCCAGAUUGCUUGGCUGUUGAAACGGCCGCUGUGCCACACGUACUCAGUCUGCAUUUAUUUUACCACACCACUGUCAUCCAGAUCUUUGGCUUUCUUCGCUCCAAUAUCGACACGACUCUUGGUCCCGCGGCGGGCGAGCGCGCACGGAACAUCGGCAUGUCCACUGCGCGACGCAUAGCCUACCUCCUGGGUCUGCACCGAGAACGCUGGGGCAUCGACCGGAUGGCCCCGUCGACGAUCCAGUGGAUCAGUGUAAGCCUAUUCACUCUGUUGGAGGGGUUGGAUCAGCCCGAGAACCGCAAUCCUUUCGUGGAGGUUCUGGUCUUGGGGCGAGCAUUCGCGCGUCGCUUUGCCCUGGCCACAGGCAUUAUACGGAUGAUCCAGCUAUCGGCGGAGCAGAUGAAAGUGGCACUUCCGGAGGAGACGCACGCACUGUUUGUGGAUUUCCAGACGCAAACAUGGGGCGACCGUGACGCCAACGGCUUCAGCAGCUUCUAUCCGCAUUUCCUGACGGUCGUGCAGCAGCCUGAAGCACGGCAGACGGAAGCCUCGAUGGACAAUUUUCUGGGGAAGUGGGAUAAUCUUAAUAUCAAGGAGAAAGACGACGAUGAAGGCCAUGACCAGCAAUGAAUAUACCCUAGCAAGAAUGUCAAAUUUGAAUGCAAUAUUAUGAAGAUUUACGG
Messenger RNA from Aspergillus campestris IBT 28561, 2190 nucleotides. RefSeq lists its product as uncharacterized. Gene Ontology annotation, biological process: DNA-templated transcription; regulation of DNA-templated transcription. The record is from RefSeq and is a predicted model, not a curated record. Gene Ontology annotation, molecular function: zinc ion binding; DNA binding; DNA-binding transcription factor activity, RNA polymerase II-specific. The coding region runs from base 134 to 2137 and encodes 667 amino acids. NCBI's taxonomy places the organism in Eukaryota, Fungi, Ascomycota, Eurotiomycetes, Eurotiales, Aspergillaceae. The transcript is spliced from 6 exons.